Molecule: messenger RNA, 1151 nt
Organism: Cimex lectularius (bed bug)
Lineage: Eukaryota; Metazoa; Arthropoda; Insecta; Hemiptera; Cimicidae
Gene: fbp
Product: fructose-1,6-bisphosphatase 1
Exons: 7
Coding region: 100-1110 (336 amino acids)
Biological process (GO): fructose 6-phosphate metabolic process; fructose 1,6-bisphosphate metabolic process; gluconeogenesis
Cellular component (GO): cytoplasm; cytosol
Molecular function (GO): fructose 1,6-bisphosphate 1-phosphatase activity
Source: RefSeq, a predicted model, not a curated record
AUCGGAAUUAGAAGGGGGAAACAGGUUCAAGGACUUUUGACGAUUAGCAGGCUCGACCGGUCUCGACGUUGCAGUCUGCAGACGGAGCCGAAUCGAGAAAUGUCUUUGUCGACCAUAGAAGGCGACCACAUCACGCUAACCAGGUUCGUCCUGGCGCAGCAGAACCGGUUCAAGAACGCGACCGGCGAACUCACCCAGCUUCUCAACGCAAUCCAGACGGCCGUCAAAGCCAUCAGCACUGCCGUCAGGCAAGCCGGCUUUACGCACUUGUAUGGAAUGGCUGGUUCAACAAAUGUACAAGGAGAAGAGGUCAAGAAACUGGACAUUCUUUCCAAUAAUCUCUUUGUCAACAUGCUAAAAUCUUCAUACACUACAUGUGCUUUAGUCAGCGAGGAAAAUGAAAAUCUGAUUAUUGUGGAUGAAGAAAAACGAGGAAAGUAUAUUGUAUGUUUUGAUCCAUUGGAUGGAUCUUCAAACAUCGACUGUUUAGUUUCUAUUGGUUCAAUAUUUUCAAUUUACAGAACUGAUCUACCACAAGGAAAAACAGCGACUCUAAAUGAUGUUCUGAAGCCAGGGAAAGAAGUGGUUUGUGCUGGUUAUGCUCUUUAUGGCAGUGCCACGAUGCUUGUUUUAACCCUUGGACAAGGAUGGGGCGUACACGGUUUUAUGUUGGAUCCAGCCAUAGGAGAAUUUUUACUGACUGAGCGAAACAUAACUGUCCCGCUUAAAGGAAAGAUAUACAGUGUUAAUGAGGGAUAUGCUCAUGAAUGGGAUCUAGGAAUGACAGAAUACGUCCGAAGAAAGAAAGAUCCAAAAUUAGGAAAGCCAUAUUCUUCUAGAUAUGUCGGCUCAAUGGUGGCUGAUGUCCAUAGAACAUUGAAGUAUGGUGGUAUUUUUAUGUAUCCCGCUAACAAAAGUGCACCCAAUGGAAAAUUGAGACUUUUAUAUGAAUGUAUUCCCAUGGCAUUGAUAAUGACUGAAGCCGGUGGAAUGGCCAUUGAUGGGAAGAAGGAUAUUUUAGACCUGGUGCCGACAUCAAUUCAUCAGAGAUCUCCUUGCUUCCUUGGUUCAAAGCAAGAUGUUGAAGAACUUCAGCAGUUGUUAAAGUAAUCAUGUUCUGUUGUUUGUAAUAAAGUGUUUUUGUAAUUUGA